Messenger RNA from Clarias gariepinus (North African catfish), 969 nucleotides. Its product is annotated as hydroxycarboxylic acid receptor 2-like. The coding region runs from base 1 to 969 and encodes 322 amino acids. Gene Ontology annotation, biological process: G protein-coupled receptor signaling pathway. NCBI's taxonomy places the organism in Eukaryota, Metazoa, Chordata, Actinopteri, Siluriformes, Clariidae. Gene Ontology annotation, molecular function: G protein-coupled receptor activity. The record is from RefSeq and is a predicted model, not a curated record. Gene Ontology annotation, cellular component: membrane. The transcript has a single exon.
AUGUCUAACUCCUCAGCUUGUUGUGCUUUUCAGUCCCCUAUUUUAAUCCAAAUCAUACCUCCUAUACUUCUCAUGGAGGCCGUCUGUGGCAUCACGGGGAACGUUGUGGCCCUUGUCAUGUUUGCCUUUGACGUGAAGACCUGGAAGCCAAACUCCAUCUACCUGGCAAACAUGGCUGUAGCCGACAUAGUGGUUCUCUUCUUCAUGCCAUUCCGAGCCGACUACUACAUCAGGGGCCAGCACUGGAUAUUCGGAGACGUUUUCUGUCGCAUCCUGCUCUGCUUUAUUGCAACCAACAGGGCUGCCAGCAUCUUUUUCCUCACUGCCGUGGCUGUGGACCGCUACCUGAAGAUUGUGCACCCACUACAUCGUCUAAAUAGGAUGGACCUGAGUUACGCCAUGUGGGUCUCUGCAGGCCUUUGGGCUUUGGUUAUAAUGUGUACAGGUCAGCUGCUGGGCUCUCCGCACUUUUUUAACGUUGGUAACCACACCCAGUGUGAGAGCUUCAAUAUAUGCUUGGACAACAAUCCAUUUUAUAACUGGCAAAAUACCUUCUAUCUGAUCCAGUUCUGUGUGCCAGGUAGCAUCAUCGUUUUCUGCACAGCCUGCAUUACAUGGCAACUAAAAACAAAAACAAUAGAUACAACAGGCAAGAUCAAGAGGGCCGUCCAGUUCAUUUUAAUUGUUGAUGUGGCCUUUUUUUUCUGCUUCUUCCCAAGCACUGCCUCAAAGGUUACUGUUUGGAUUCUGCAUAUCUGGCACCAUGAGUGUUCAUACUACACUGAGGCAAAUAUAGUUUUUUAUAUAACACUUUGCUUCACCUAUUUCAAUAGCGUACUAAAUCCUCUGAUUUAUUACUUCUCUAGUCCUGCACAUAGUAUGACACCGCAGAAAAUUUUAAAUAGACUCACAGGGCAAAAAGAAGAGAUGGCGGGAAACAGAGGUGUACCUACAGUAAUAACUGAUUAA